AUGGAGACCGGAAGAUACCUAAUGUUCAGUUGUCUGCUGACAAUCUUGGGGGUUGUGAUCUCCCAGCCGUUGUCCUGGUGCGAUCCGCAACUGUGUCCAGAUGACACGGUGCACAUUGCCUGCAAUAAUGAUGGGGAGUUCCAUGAGAGCUGCUCUCCGGAUGCCACCAUGGUGGACCUUAAACCUUACCGCAACUUUAUCGUGGAUGAGCAUAACAAGCGGAGGAACUUUAUAGCCUCUGGAUCACUGCCUGGAUAUUACCCGGCCACUCGCAUGGCCACCAUGGUGUGGGAUGCGGAACUGGAGUACCUGGCCACGUUGAACCUGAAAACCUGCUAUCUGGAGCACGACGACUGUCACAACAGUUACCGCUUCCGGAAUUUGGGUCAGAAUCUGUGCGGGGUCGAUCGCCCCCGGAACUGGCCGAUGAACGUGACUAAUCUGGUGGAUCAGUCAAUGGGUUUGUGGUUCGGGGAACACAAGCUGAUCGACAGCAGCUAUAUAACCGAUUUUAAGCUCACCAGGAAUCUUGAGAAGUACGGACACUUUGUGGAAACGGUGGUGGACCGGAACACCCAUGUGGGCUGUGCCAUGAUGCGCUUCACCAAUCCCCAGUACCCCUUCCUCUACAUCUACAACACCGCCUGCAACUACGCCAGUGUCUAUGCCAUCGGAGUGCCUGUUUAUAAUGCCGGAGAACCCGCCUCCGAAUGCCGGACGGGCAGCAACCCGGAAUUCCCCGCUCUCUGUUCCAUCAGGGAGCAGUACAAUCCCAACUAUAAUUUGUACUAG
Molecule: messenger RNA, 792 nt
Organism: Drosophila rhopaloa
Lineage: Eukaryota; Metazoa; Arthropoda; Insecta; Diptera; Drosophilidae
Product: antigen 5 like allergen Cul n 1
Exons: 3
Coding region: 1-792 (263 amino acids)
Source: RefSeq, a predicted model, not a curated record